AUGUUCUGUCUCCGCUCCAGGGCCAUUCCCUCAGCCGUCCGGGCCACCACAUCGGCCAUGCGAACUCCGUUGAACAGAUUUGCCCGAAUUCCGCAACUACCAAGCACACAGUCCACACCCUCAUCCCGCUCCUUCUCCCUCCUCUCCACGCCAACCCGCUUCCAACCCUCGCAAACACUCGGCGCCCGCUUUCCCACGCCAACCGCAUCCGCCUUCUCGCCGCUGUCAUCACUCCUCUCCCGGGGUUCUGCUCCUGCUCCGCAGCAGACCCGCUCGUUCUCGGCCAGUGCUUCUCUCGGCGUGCGCCGCGUGACGUUCCGGCCCUCACGACGGGUGCAGAAGCGUCGCCAUGGGUACCUGGCGCGCAAGAAGGAUAGGAAUGGGCGUAAGACUCUUAUUCGGAGGACGUUGAAGGGGCGGAAGGAGUUGAGUUGGUGA
Messenger RNA from Penicillium bovifimosum, 438 nucleotides. RefSeq names its product mitochondrial 54S ribosomal protein bL34m. Gene Ontology annotation, molecular function: structural constituent of ribosome. The transcript is spliced from 2 exons. Lineage: Eukaryota; Fungi; Ascomycota; Eurotiomycetes; Eurotiales; Aspergillaceae. Bases 1 to 438 code for a protein of 145 amino acids. The record is from RefSeq and is a predicted model, not a curated record. Gene Ontology annotation, biological process: translation. Gene Ontology annotation, cellular component: mitochondrial large ribosomal subunit; ribosome.